Dioscorea cayenensis subsp. rotundata (Guinea yam) is the source of this 2561-nucleotide messenger RNA. Its product is annotated as protein transport protein Sec24-like At3g07100. The coding region runs from base 63 to 2294 and encodes 743 amino acids. The transcript has 14 exons. Gene Ontology annotation, molecular function: SNARE binding; zinc ion binding. The record is from RefSeq and is a predicted model, not a curated record. Gene Ontology annotation, cellular component: endoplasmic reticulum exit site; COPII vesicle coat. Gene Ontology annotation, biological process: endoplasmic reticulum to Golgi vesicle-mediated transport; COPII-coated vesicle cargo loading; intracellular protein transport. NCBI's taxonomy places the organism in Eukaryota, Viridiplantae, Streptophyta, Magnoliopsida, Dioscoreales, Dioscoreaceae.
UCUCUCUCUCUCUCUCUCCAAUCCCCAGAAUCCUCGACGAUCUCCUCCGAUCCCAUCCCUCAAUGGCGGUGAGGGCCACGCUCUCGCGCUUCCCUUCGGACCCUGAUGUCCAGGAGUCUUGUGGUCUUCCAUGGGGUGUGAUUGUCACCCCCUUCGCCCCCGCCGACGAGCUCGGGAACCCGCCGGCGAUCGGAUCCGACGGGGAUCUCCUCCCGCGAUGCGAGAAUUGCUGGGCCUACUUCAACACACACUGCGAGCUCGACCAGUGGUCCUGGAGCUGCAUCCUCUGUGGAUCCCUCAAUGGCCUUACCUCCCGCUCCAUCGAGCGAUACUCCCAUUCCCAACAGGCCUGCCCCGAGAUGUGCUCUUCCUUCAUUGAUCUUGAGAUCCCAGUGGAAGGAUCUGGGGGAGAGGCGACGCUAGCUAUGCCCGUCUAUGUUGCGGCUGUGGAUUUAUCUUCCUCAGAGGAGUUUUUAGAGCUGAUCAAAAGUGCCCUUUUGGCAGCUCUUGAAGCUCUAGCACCAGGAUCUUUGUUUGGUAUUAUGACAUUCAGUCACAAGAUAGGGCUAUAUGAUAUUCAAGGCCCUAUACCGGUUGUGAAAAAUGUUUUCAUUCCUCCUGAUUCUGAUGGUGCAUUACCAGUUGAUCUUGAAGAUGCCAUGCCAUUACUUUCAUUCUUAGCUCCUGUUGAUGAAUACAAGGAUCGAAUAGCUGCAGCUCUUGAAACAUUGAAGCCAACAACCUCCUGGGAAAGAACCACAGCUGCUGGACAAGGGUUGGAUGGUAUCCUGUUAGGAGGCCGUGGUUUUGGAGUGGCAAUGGAGGCUCUUGUUAAAUACUUGAGUUCAGAAUAUGGGAAUACAUUUGCUUUGGCUAGGGUAUUUGCCUUUCUCUCUGGUCCUCCUGAUUAUGGAGCAGGCCAGUUAGACACAAGAAGGUAUGGGGAACAAUAUGCAAGCAAAGGGGAGGAUGCUGACCUUGCAUUGCUACCUGAACAGACACCAUUCUACAAAGAUCUUGCUGAUGUCGCUGUUCGAUCAGGUGUCUGUGUCGAUAUCUUUGCUGUUACAAAUGAAUACACAGAUUUGGCUUCCCUAAAGUUUCUAAGUAUUGAAAGCGGUGGUUCUUUGUUUUUAUAUUCAAAUACUGAUGACUCAACACUUCCUCAAGACAUUUACCGAAUGCUGAUUCGGCCGUAUGCAUUUGGGUGUAUUCUGCGUUUGAGGACAUCUUCGGAGUUCAAACCUAGUCAUUCUUAUGGCCAUUUCUUUCCAGAUCCUCAAUAUGAAAAUGUUCAACACGUCAUUUGCUGUGAUUCUUUUGCUACAUAUGCUUAUGACUUCGAAUUUUCCAGUAAUGAUGGUCUUUCCAGACAUUCAGACCCUCCUAUUCUACAAAUUGCGUUUCAAUAUUCUAUUAUGGUGCCUCAGGAAGGGCCAUUGAAUGCUCAAUCAGAGUCUAAUAAUAGGCCCAAGUAUUUUGUCCAGAGAAGGUUAAGAAUUCGCACCUUACAGUACACUGUGGCUGCAAACAUUAAUGAACUUUAUGAUAAUGUUGAUUCAGAGAGUAUUCUGUCCAUCCUUGUCCAUAAGGUUAUUUUAGCAUCCUUGGAGCAAGGAGUCAGAGAAGGCAGAAUGCUGCUUCAUGAUUGGCUAGUUAUUCUCACUGCACAAUACAAUGAUGCAUAUAAACUUGCUCAACAUGAAAUUGGAAGUGUGAUUUCCAGUGUUGAUGUUACAUUUACCCAAUGCCCACAGUUGCAGCCCCUACCUAGGCUUGUUUUCGCUUUACUUAGGAGCCCCCUUCUCCGCUUUCAUGAAGAAGGUGUUCAUCCUGAUUACAGGAUAUACUUGCAGUGCCUUUUCAGUGCACUGGAACCGACCUCACUCCAGAGAGCAAUAUAUCCCGUAUUAACUUCAUAUUCUUCCCCUGAUAAACAAGCUUAUCCUCGGCAUUCUUUGAGUCGUGCAGCUCUAAUCACCAGUGGAAGCCCCAUAUUUUUUCUUGAUGCCUUCACAGAUCUUAUUGUUUAUUAUUCAUCGACUGCAGACCCAUCACUUCCCUUUCCUCCUCCCCAAGAUUGCCUCUUGAGAUCUACAAUCAAUAGAUUGAAGCAGGAGAGGAGCAUCACUCCAAAGCUUAAGUUCAUCCGGGGAGGACAGGAUGAUGCCUAUUUAUUCGAAAGCCAUCUGAUUGAGGAACAGGAUGUUGAUGGCAAUGGAAUUCCCAGCAUCGUGGGCUUCGUUUCUUUCCUUGAAGAGGUCACACGGGACGUAAUGGAGUACAUGAAAUAAGAUUCUGAUUUUCAAUCAUAGAGAAUGAAUGAUAUUCUGGAUAAUGAUAACGGAACUUAGAUAUUUUGAACUUUUUUUUUCAUUUGUAACAUGAUGUAGUCCUAUCUUCAUCAACUUUGGAGGUUAUCAUAGUAUUAUUGAUCAGAUACUUGCAGUUGGCGGCAAAUAGUAAUUCAAUCGUUGUAAUAUGAAAGAGUCAAACGGAAAGGAUGUAGUUUUGAGGCUUUUCUGGUUAUUCAGGGAAUGGAGGAUUAAGCACUCUUUCAA